UGCCAUCUUUGACACUCGAUCAUGGCAGUGAAACGAGAGAUAAUGGCCCAAAUGGCCUCGGCAGAUUUACAUCUGACGAAUUGGGGCACCAAUUUUUACUGGGCCGCAACGGGCAUUUUCAAUGUCGCUGCUAUCGCCUUCUUCGCUGCAGGACUGGCAAGUCGCAAGCAUCUCGUCCGAGUGCUCUACUUUCUCUCUGCACUAUCGUGCUACAUAGCAUGCCUGGCAUACUUUGCCAUGGGCGCCAAUAUGGGCUGGACCGCAGUCCAAGUCGAGUUUCCGCGCGAUCAUCGUCUUGAGGCUCCUCCAACCCGGCAGGUGUUUUGGGUGCGGUAUAUUUUCUGGGCUGUGGUGACUCCGCUGUCAACCGUCAUGCUAUCCAUGCUCACCGACCUGUCGCCCCAGUUGAUCACCAUGGAAGUGGUCAUGUCUCUUCUUGUCAUCAUCACUGGCCUCGUUAGCGCUCUCAUCCCAACCUCGUUCAAGUGGGCAUAUUUCGGUUAUGGCGCCGUUCCCUGGGCGGGGGUCACGUAUUUGGUUAUGCGGACUGGAUACCAGCACAUUUCCGGCAAACACCCCACCCGCCGAGGACGAUACCUGGUCUGUGCCGUUUUCUGUAUGAGUCUGUUUCUGAUGUAUGGCGUCGUAUGGGGACUCAGCGAGGGGGGCAAUGUGGUUAGUGUCGACGUAGAGGGGCUGCUGUAUGGGCUUGCGGAUCUAUUCGGAAUUGGGUUUAAUGGGCUUGUGGUCUGGGCUGCAUCUGUGUAGAUGGAUAUCAAGAUAGAUUUUUUCAUCGUUGCAGCCGAGCUGAAUUUGACUUCCGUAUAUGCUUCCCAAUCUGGGGCAUCUGUGGGACAGCACUGCCGCUAAGUUGCAGAUCUGCAGACUAGGAGAGCGGAUCAAUCGACGGUGAGGGACAGGUCGUGGCAUUUGGAUGUGUGCAUAACCUGCUAGCUCGUGAGUAUUAGAUAUAAGUAUGCGUUGCAGGCAAGAAUACUCAAUUAACAGUAUUAUUUUACCAUGGCACCUACAGCUAUCGUUGUUGGUAUGUCUG
Molecule: messenger RNA, 1054 nt
Organism: Aspergillus wentii DTO 134E9
Lineage: Eukaryota; Fungi; Ascomycota; Eurotiomycetes; Eurotiales; Aspergillaceae
Exons: 4
Coding region: 43-768 (241 amino acids)
Cellular component (GO): endoplasmic reticulum; plasma membrane
Source: RefSeq, a predicted model, not a curated record